Messenger RNA from Closterium sp. Naga37s-1, 4473 nucleotides. The record is from the annotation of a GenBank genome assembly. Lineage: Eukaryota; Viridiplantae; Streptophyta; Zygnematophyceae; Desmidiales; Closteriaceae.
AUGAGUGGCGUAGCACCGCUGGCAGCAGCAUCAGCACCAGCAUCAGUCUCAGUAUCAGUAUCAGCAUCAGCAUCAGCAAACUCGACAUCCUCCCUCUGCGUCCGCCCGAAACCUCCUUCGCACACUCUCACCACCACCGCAUUCCGCUCGCUCUCCGCCACCUCCACCACCGCUACCACAGCAGCAACGGCAGCCAAAUCCAGCCGUCUGCUGUACACGCUCCGCCCAUCCUCGCCCCCUAGGCAGCGCUCCCCUCCCCGUCUUCCCACGGCUGCUGCUGCUCUGUACAGCGCAGGGCAUGCCCUGGACGGCUCCCCUCGUCUCCGAUCCGCAGCUGCUGCCUCUGCUGCUGGCCGCAGCCUGUUCCUGGGACAGAGGAGCUUGAUCCUGGGUCAGCCUGGGAAAAGGUCUCCACCCACGUUGGACUUCAGAAGGCUUCGGAUCGCAAACGAGGCGGGACCAGCAGAGAGCGCGACAUCGGACGGCAAUGGCACUGCGCUGAGCCCCGCUGCGUCCCCCGAGGACACCAUUCAGGCGCUCAAGGCGUCCCUCGCCGCCGCAGAGGAGGCCGCAGCCAGCGCGCUGCAAGCCAAAGAGCUCGCUCUAGAAGCAGUCAACGUAGCGGAAUCAAAGGUCGAAGCCAUGUCCGCUCAGAUGGUCCUGACGACAGAGGAGGCGGUUAACGAAGUAGAGGCGGCGAAGGAGAAGUUUAAAGAGGAGGUAGCGAGGCUGCAGCGGGAGAAGGAGGAGGUGGAGCAGCAGCUGGCGCAGGCGAAGCAGGAGGGGAUUGAUCUCGCGAUGAAGGUGGAGCAGAUGGCGGCGCUGGCAGUGCAGGAGCAGACCCAGGCCGUGGCGGAAGACGCGCGGCUCAAGAUCGCCGCGGCUAAGGCGGAGGCGGCGGAUCUGGCGGCGCAGAUGGAGGAGAGGAUUAGGCUUGCUGCGGAUGAAGCUGCUGCUGCUGUGAUCGAGGAGGCGAAGGCGACGAUAGAGGACGCGAUAGCAGCGGCGGACAUCGCCAAGGAGCAGGCGAGAUCAGCAGAGGCGGCGCUGCAGGAGCGGCUGGACGUGCUGGACCGCCUGGGGCACGCGGAGGUGGCGCUCAUGCGCUCCGAGGAGCAGCGCUCGGCGCUGCAGCUGAAGCUGGAGCAGGCGGAGAGCGAGAAGGAGACCCUGCGCAUGGAGAUCAAGGCGGCCAUAGCGCGUGCGGAGGCAGCAGAGUCGCGCAUAGUGUCGACGCAGGCAGCGGUAGCGGAGAUCCAGGCGCUGGCGGAGAGAACGGCCAAGGAGAGAGAGGAGGGCACUGAGAGGGCGCUAGAGGCCAUGCGGCUGGCAUCGGAGGGCAGGGAGAAGGCGGCAGCACUGGCGUACAAGGCGGAGACGGAGAGUCUGAGGGCGGCAGCCAUGGCAGCACAGAAGGCGGACAAGGUCAAGGACCAGGCCGUGGCACGCCGCUUUGCCGCACUGCAGAGGAGCCUGGCGGCUGCGGAGGAGAGCACGAGGAAGUGGAGGGAACGGUGCCUGGCAGUGGAGGAGCUUUUCGCACUGGCCAAAUCGCGUGGGCUGGACCGGGUCAAGGAAUCCUCCUCCUCGCCUGCUGCUGCCCCUGCUAUUCCUGCUGCUGCUGCUGCGGCUGCACCUGUGGAGGCGGAGGUGGGCGAGGCGGUGGGGCGCGGGCGCAUGGACGUGAUGCUGGGGACGCAGUCGGAGAAGUGGCGCAUUCUGGCGGACGGGCCCCGGAGGGAGCGCCCCGAGUGGCUGCAGCGCAAGACGCUCACCACCACGCCGCUGCCGUCACUGCCCGUCUCUGUGGGGCUGGAGAACGUGCAGGCAGCCGUGCCGCUGCAGCUGCCCACGCCUGAUGACGUGUGGUCCAUCGCCCUGCACAAGGUGGCGGACGACAGGUUCACCAAGGAGGCGGAGGCACGCGAGGCGGAGGCAAAGGAGAUCGAGGAGAAGCGCAAGGAGCUGGAGCGCGCCCUGCAGCGCAAGGCGCCCAAGCGGAUUCGAUCACCCGAGGAGCUGGAGGAGAGCAAAGAGUCUGGCACGGGAAGUGGCCGCGAGGUUGUGAUCCAGGCGUUCAACUGGGAGAGCAACAAGCGCGACUGGUACCUGGAGCUCGCCCCCAGGGCUGCUGACCUGGCUGCCUGCGGCAUCACUGCUGUCUGGCUGCCGCCCCCCACGGAAUCUGUGUCACCCCAAGGGUACAUGCCGGUGGACCUGUACAACCUCAACUCUUGCUACGGCACCAAGGAGCAGCUGCAGUACUGCAUUGACGAGCUGCACAACCACGACCUCCUUGUGCUGGGAGACGUGGUGCUGAACCACCGCUGUGCGUCCAAGCAGAGCCCUGAGGGCAUUUGGAACAUCUUCGGUGGCAAGCUGGCAUGGGGACCCGAUGCCAUUGUCCGGGACGACCCCAACUUCCACGGCCGGGGCAACCCCAGCAGUGGCGACAUAUUCCAUGCGGCGCCCAACAUCGAUCACUCGCAGGACUUUGUGCGGAAGGACAUCUGCGAGUGGCUGCGCUGGCUGCGCGCCGAUGUGGGCUACGAUGGCUGGCGCCUGGACUUCGCCCGUGGGUUCUGGGGCGGGUAUGUGAAGGAGUACAUAGAGGCAUCGAGCCCCGCGUUCUGCAUUGGCGAGUACUGGGACAGCCUCAGCUACGAGGGCGGCACCGUCUCCUACAACCAGAACGCGCACAGGCAGCGCAUCAUCAACUGGAUCAACGCCACUGGAGGCACCUCCUCUGCUUUUGACGUCACCACCAAGGGCAUCCUGCAUGCAGCACUGCACAACGAGUAUUGGCGGCUGAUUGACCCACAGGGCAAGCCCCCUGGCGUCAUGGGGUGGUGGCCGUCUCGAGCCGUCACCUUCCUUGAGAACCACGACACCGGCUCCACUCAGGGCCACUGGCCCUUCCCACGUGACAAGCUCCUGCAGGGAUACGCCUACAUCCUCUCCCAUCCUGGCACGCCGGUGGUGUUCUACGAUCACCUGUACGAGUUUGGCAUCCACGAUCAAAUCGCCGAGCUGAUCGCCGCCCGGAAGCACGCGGGUGUGCACUGCCGGUCGCCAGUGAAGAUCUUCCAUGCAGUGGCGCAGGGGUAUGUGGCGCAGGUCGGGGAUAAUCUGGUGGUGAAGCUGGGCCACUUUGACUGGAACCCGUCACGGCAGAACGAUCUGAUGGGGCGGUGGGAGAAGUUUGUCGACAAGGGGAAUGAUUACAUUCUCUGGGAGAAAACGGGCACCCUGGGAUCUGCCAUUUUCAACCUCUCCAAUACCAUAAUUGGUGCCGGAAUCAUGGGACUUCCAGCGACCAUAAAGGUCCUGGGAAUUCCUCUUGGUCUGACAGUGCUGACCAUUAUGGGAGCAGUGAAUGAAUACUCACUCCAGCGGCUUCUCAGAAGCACAACUGCAGCUCAAGCGUGGUCCUUCGGCGAUCUCAUGGCUGCUACGUAUGGGAGAGUUGGAAGAUUUUUGCUCCGAACGAGCAUCUUUGUCAAUAACACAGGCAUCCUCGUCAUCUACCUUGUCAUCAUAGGGGAUGUGCUGUCUGGUUCGGACGGCGCAGAUGGAGAGCAUUACUCAGGGUUACUCGAGGAGUGGGCUGGAGGUUCCACGUGGUGGAACAGCCGUCUCACUGUGCUCCUCGCCUCAAUUGUCACUGUUAUUGGGCCUCUUGCGGCCCUUCCAGACAUAGACUCCCUAUGGUUCACAUCAGGACUAUCAGUCCUGCUAGCAGUUGCGUUCGUCAUCAUCACCAUCCUCGUUACUGUGUACAAGCUAGUUGAAGGGACCAUCGAUUGGUCUGGAGUGCACUGGCUUCCACAACUGAACACGUCGCAGGACUACUGGCACCUCCUCUCUGUCAUCCCCACCAUGACGACAGCCUUCACAUGCCAUUACAACAUGCAUCCUAUUCUGGUGGAGCUCAAGGCAUCUCGAGAAGAAAAGAUGCAGACUGCAAUUCAGAAGACAUUCCUUGUUUGCACGAGUGUAUACAUUGUGACAGCUCUUUUUGGUUACCUCCUUUUCGGUGAAGCGACCUAUGCUGACGUCCUUGCAAACUUCGACUCUGACCUUGGGAUUCCUGGAAGCCGCUACUUGAAUGACAUUGUCCGGCUAUUCUAUGCCCUUCACUUGAUGCUGGUUUUCCCUGUGAUUCACUUCUCGCUCCGGUCUACGGUUGGAUUCGUGCUGUUUCCACAUUCUGUCCCUCUCAAGCAUGAUCCUUGUGGAUAUAUGUUAACCACCGCUCUGCUGUUAGGGACCAUUCUGGCAGCUUCUCUUUAUGUCCCUGGGAUUCAGUCAGCAUUUGAGCUUGCAGGGUCAACAGGAGCCGCCACCAUCGCUUUCUGUCUCCCUGGGAUGGUGGCACUGAGGUAUGUCUUGAUGAUUUCCACAUUCCACACUGCUGCCAUUCUGACUCUUUUGGCUGAUGCAACAUCUUUCCGAAUGUUGUUGGUGCAGUGA